Molecule: messenger RNA, 572 nt
Organism: Vollenhovia emeryi
Lineage: Eukaryota; Metazoa; Arthropoda; Insecta; Hymenoptera; Formicidae
Exons: 2
Coding region: 136-465 (109 amino acids)
Source: RefSeq, a predicted model, not a curated record
AUUCGCCACGCCAGUAUUCGCGGACUUCAAACGAAUCCAGGUUUACAUUCGCGCUCGGUUUAUCCUCGAGCUAUGCCGUCACGAAAGGCGCAAUGCAAACCGCGUUCGCGAUAGCCCCCACUUCUAUUAAGACCGAUGCAAACGCUGCCUUGGACUAACGGGGUUAAGGAUAAAAUUGGAUUUCCUAUUUCUCCCAAGCAAAAUGGCAUUAAGAGUGAAUCAAGAUGGACUAUAUCCCACUGUAAAGUCAUUGAGUCCUCUACUCGGUUCACUCCAGUGUCUACAGUAAUUGUUAUACAAAGUAGAAGACCAAUACUAAACGAAAGAACAAUUCGGAAAAAUAUUGCAAAGCGAGACAAUACUGAGAAUUUAUAUUUUGCACACACGCCUGUCGGAAUUCACAUUUUUCACACGACUCAUUCCUCUGAAACACCGCGAAAUGCCACAUGGCUCAAGCUUGGAUGAUCCUCUUUCAAUCCGACGAAUGACUCUGAUGAGAUUAUUCUCAUCUAAUUGAACAAAAAUGGAAAACCGUUUUUAGCGUGUGCGUCUGAUGGAGAUCUACAUAAGUG